Molecule: messenger RNA, 1764 nt
Organism: Penaeus monodon (black tiger shrimp)
Lineage: Eukaryota; Metazoa; Arthropoda; Malacostraca; Decapoda; Penaeidae
Product: protein SHQ1 homolog
Biological process (GO): box H/ACA snoRNP assembly
Cellular component (GO): cytoplasm; nucleoplasm
Source: RefSeq, a predicted model, not a curated record
ACGAACCGUCGGGCAUGUAAACACUGGCUUCACGUGACGCCCUUUUGGGGGAAAACUAAGCAAACAAAGUCACGAGAAGCUGUCCUGGAAUUACGAGGAAAGCGGAAGGGGUCUAAAAUUUAGAAACAAAACCACAGUAAAAUAAACGAAAAUGUUGACACCAAAGUUUGAGGUGAAACAAGAUGAAAAGCAUAUAAUCAUUACAGUGUUUGCACCUUAUGCAAGAAUUUCUGAUGCUGAAGUCAAUAUUGAUGAAGAUACAUUUACAUUUUAUUCCUCUCCAUAUUAUCUAAGACUCACCUUCUCAGGGAAGCUGACUGAUAGUGAAUUAGAGAGAUACACAGCCAAGUUUGAUGCUGACAAAGGCGCUUUUGUGAUCCAGUGUGAGAAGCAGGUCCCAGGGGAGCAUUUCAAGGACCUGGAUAUGCUGACCACUUUAUUGGCACCUCAGGGAGCAUCAAGUGUUAAGAAGCCUCUGAUUGAAGGGGAUGAUGAUGAAGCAGGCAAUGAAGAUGAGGAAGAAAACAUUGAUUGGUUUCUUGAGCAAACGCUCCCUGAUGAAAAUGUGGUUACAGCAGGGCAUAAGUAUGGUUUUGCCAACAAGGACACAGGUGUCUUUACUGCACUACAGAAUGAGUUGAAGGGUGUCAUUGAUAUAGCAGAUCCAGACAACAAAUCAGCAAGUGCUCGAAGGAAGGAACGCAUUGCCUGUGAGCAGAGUGUUUUUGAUGAAGACCACUACCUUGCGGAUUACUUUGAGAUGGAUACAGUCCGAGAGUACCUUGAGUUUAUACCUGAAUUUUACAGCGUUACCUCAGAUGAAGUGGAACUAAAUGAGGUAGAUAAAGAAGACCUUCUUAAGCUUCCACGGAAAGAACAUCUUUUGGAUAAAGGAUCCAGAUCCAUAGUUUAUCUUGGACUUGUGGACAUUCUGUAUAGUUGGUGCUACAACCAUAGGAUAACGCUGGGAGAGAACUGUCCUGAGUCAGCAUGGAACAUUGCAAAACUAAGUGCUACUCUCUCGUGGCUUGAUUCCUUUACACACCUGAAGGAUGUUGUCACCAGUUGCAUGUGUCGUUCGCUCAUAUAUCCUCUAAUAAGAAAUUGGCAGUUGUCUAAGGAAGUUUUAAAAGACACUAUCCAAAUUUUGUCUUUAGGAAGAAAAAAGGUGUUACACUGUCUUCUUGAAAUACAAAGAGAAUUCAAUAAUUCAGAGCCAAGAUACCUCCUCAACCAGCUCUAUAUCACGGACUACUGCACGUGGAUUCAGACAGUGAAGAAUGAGAAGUUGAUAAGUUUGGCAGAUUCUCUAAAAAAGGUAAAUAUAGCCAAGAAAGAUGUUGGCCUUGAUCUGGAAGAUUUAGAAGCUGCUGCUCACCUUGUCCUAGAGGAGGAAAGUGCCAAUAGCCCCGUUGACAACAUGAAUAAUCUGGCUACGCAUAUGGGAGACAUGACCAUCAUAGAAAAUGGAGCAGCUCUGGGGGUCAAUGAAAAUGAAUUUGAUGAGAAUGUUGAUAUGUUAAAUAACCAUAGAAGAUCAAACCUCAUUCAUAUACUAGCGACUCCAGUGAUGAGGACUCAAGUGACGACUCAGACCAAGACGAAUCGACUUCUGAUUCCUCUGAUUUGGAUUCUGACGAUGACACUUUGUCCGAGAGUGAAGAAUCUUAGCUGUUGAAGUUGUGAUUGGCAAGUUUUUUCCGACAUUUUCCAGGUUUUAAAAAGAAACAGGAACAGUAAUAAAGUCUUAAAUUAUUAUAUUUA